AAUACAAAUUGACGCCAGUUGGCUGAGACAAAAAAAAAAAAAAAAAAAUCUGACUUUGGAUAGCGUCUGCACCACAAACGGAGAAGUAGGCCGACAGGUUAAUACAGUCUGCGGUCUGAACCGACAGCAUACAGGGCUGGGAAAGAUUAAGGCCCUCGGACAGCGCUAAUAUUAGUUAACUGACCCACUUGAACUCGUCUACUUUAUCAAAAAGGAGAAGUAAGCUAUAACUCAGAACUGAUGAUACAAUAAUUUUGGGAUUAGUAACUAAGCAGCACAAGCUCAUGUGGCUAGAGGAGGAUUCCCACUUCAAACUGCGGUCUGCUUGACCGGAUAAACUAACAUGGGAUUGGAGAUAUCGUGCAUGUGUAAUGGUGGCCUCGGGUUAAACUGCAGAGCGGCUGCUUGUGGCUCCAAGCCAGAACUGACGAUUUUUUUUUUUUUUUUUCCGAAGCUUCCCGAGCACAGCCGAUCUCAAAUGGUCCACAAACCCGAGAUCAACCGAAACUCUUAUUCAGUUACUACCGAUCCGGCCCCAUUGAAGUGUGUUGUUGUCGGGUUGGGGGUGGUGGGGUGGAAGAGAUUCAUGAAAUAAAGAAAAAAAAAAAAAGGCGAUUUCCUGAAACCAUCACUCCUGAGCCCCUCCCAGUCCAGUGAUUUCGGAUUCGAAGCUUGACAAAGACUAUUCAAGAUGAAAGUAAUCAGCGCUUUGGUGCUUUGCGCCCUGUUCUGCACUGUUGUGUCAGCAUCUUUGAAAGUCAAAGAGGAACACAGGACAGCUUUCUUUGGCGAGGACGUUCACAUCGAUGUCCCGCCUGGGAACGUUAGUGAGGUUGUGUUCAAACCCAGGACCAAUCGCUCCUCUGAGGUGGUUCUGCUGCAAGCAGGCCAGGUGGUGAAUUCACGGGGCCGUAUCAACUCUCGGAGCCACCUUGUGCUGGAGGACGUGCAGGAGGAGGACGAGGGGUUGUACGUCAUCAAGAACACCAACAACCCCAACACAGCCAAGCACUUCAUCCUCAUUGUCAGGGACUGCGCUUUGGAGCAAGUGGUGAAGUAUGGAGAAUCUUACUACAUCCAUCUCAACCACAUCGAAGGCCCCAUCACCCUGGAGUUCAGGCCCAGUCUGGUUCAGGCCAAUCAGACUGAGACACAGCACACAACAGAGCCUCCACCCGUGGUGCUGUACAACCAGACGGCAGUGUCGGCAGAAGAGUAUGUGGGACGCCUCAGUGUGUCGGAGAAACGGGUGACGCUGCACUCUGUCAGGAUGACCGACGAGGGGAGCUUUACAGUGCUGGACCGUGAGGGUAAAGUCAGGAGGAGGAACUGUCUGAAUGUCAGAGAGCACCAGAACUUCAUGCACCUUUCCUAUGGAGAAAACCUGAAAAUUAAACUCUACGUGCACCAUUCCAAUGUUAACAUUGUCUACAGGCGCAAAUCAGACAAUCAGGACCAGGUCAUCCUGGACCAGGGGGUUCUGGUGACACAGCUGGACCCUCUGCUAGAGGGUAGGCUGACUGUGGAGGGAUCAGAGCUCAUCAUGAAGAAGGUCCAUGUGGCCGACACGGGUGUCUUCAAAGUGACAGAUCUGGCUGGGUUUCCUGUGGCUCAUGUCUACAUAGAGGCAGACGCCUAUAAACUGCCUCCCCUGACUGUAGCCAUCCUCUCCCUGCUGUGCCUGAUCGCUCUCAUGCUGCUGGUGUGCUUGCUGUCCUGUCUCUAUAAAAUGCAUAAGAGGAACGAGAAGAGCAAGAAGCUGAUGCUCAUUGCUCAGCAGGCUGGCAAGGGAGACGGCGAGGCUUUCAGACAGGUCGUCCAUGAGGCUUACACCAGGUUCGCUGAGGAAUCUCUGAUGCAGUCUGUGUGUGAUAAGACCUCGGAGAGCACAGAGGUCACAAUCAAGGGCCUUGAGGUGUCCAAACCAGGCCGCUACCAUGCUCUCACCUCAGACAAUUUUCUGGAGGUGAGUGACUCUGGGGUGGAGUUUACCAUCUCUGGCUUCCCACUGGACAGUGACACUGAUGCUGCGAUGACCUACGCCUCCCACAAGCCCCUCCUGAAUGCCAUCUCCCCUACAGCCGUGACUGGAGGAGUUCACUCCGACAGCCUGGAGGCCACAGUGGCCCCCCACAGCGACCUCAGCGCCAGCCGGACCCCUGACUCUGCCAUGAGUGCCAGCCCCGCCUCCAAUCCUCGCUCACUUGCAGCUGACACUCCCGAUGGCAGCCUGCGCGGUGCUGCAUCGCCUGGAACGGCCUCCAGGGGUACCGCUGGGUCGGAUUCAGCCAAGACAGAGGGAGGGGCAGAGAACGGAGAAGUUUGGCUGAAGGAGGAAUCAGCUCAGAGCACCUGAGAUGAUGCACCAGGGUGUAUUUGUUUUAGCUCAUGGUCCUUAUACAGUAAUGACAUCCACAACCAUCUGGCUGUGUUUCUGUGAACCUAUCAUAUCCAAACACCACCAAGCCCUUGAUCACUGCAUUUGAAACAACAUCACAGACAAAAUAUUCAUGCUUGGAUCCGGAUGUCAGUUUAGCCUAGAAGAAAAUAAUAAAAAGGCAGUUGCACAAAAUGCACAAUACAAAAUAAUGCACUAAAUGAGAUGCAAAAGAGUAACCCCAAGCUCUAUCAAAAGAGGAACAAAGCAAUUCUGUGCAUAUGGAAAAUGCAUGCAUUUAAAUUAAACAUUAAAGUAGAUAUCAUAGUUCAGAUCUACAGGAUAAUGCCGACGUUAGAGUAGACUGAAUGCAUGCAAGCUUCAAUGGGCCAAAGAAACAGAGGCUCAAACAGAAGUUAUGAUGAUGUGAAAAGGGUAAAACACUCAGCACUUUUAGGAAAACACCGAAAUGGGAUCAAAUGAUUUUAGCUCUUGUCGAAAGGUUGUCAAAAAAACACUACAUGAGUUUGACAGUUUGACAGGUAGAGUCAGUAGGCUCCAAGGAAUCAGACAUUAUUUUCUAAGACCAAGGCUACUAACAACAACAGCAAAGAGCUUCUCCUGUAUUGAGGUGAAUCUCAAUGUGUUGCCUCUGACAGCACUUUUGUCUGCUCUCACGGCAUCAGACAAACACUGCAAUGAUUGUUCAUUUCAUUCCACCCACACACAUACUCUAUUAUUAACAGUACAAGUAUGUCAGAUAGUGUCUCCACCUCGCAGACAGAACUGCUUGUCUCAGCACUCAUUCACCGCUAUCCAUGAGAAAAACCUCCUCAACGUAUUCUUCCUAAAAAACCUGCAAACCGAAACAAGCUCUGUCAAUUGAACACCACCACUCCUAUGCGAGCGCCGCUGGUUGUUUUACUUUCUCUCAUAUAUUGGGUGUCAAAUCAGACACAUUUGAAGGCAUCAUCUAAAGAAACCUGUCGAAGACGUCCACCUCAUCUCACUCCCGCUAAUGAUGAAUGCCAGAGAAAACAUGCACAAGAACGACAGCUAACUGAAGAAACCACCCUCAUCUAUUUUUAUUUUUCCCCCAGUGGAGUUGUCACAAGCCCUGUAAGAGCAAAAUGAAAUUCGGAGAAUACUGCAACACUUCUGGGACUUUUGGUACAGCUCCUGGGAACGUAAUUGGAUUCUCUGUCUCUUCACAGAAGGACCGAUUCACCACAGUGAGUGUGGGAGAGAGGAGUGGUGAUAAAAGAGACGACAGAGAUGGAACAGGGUACUAUUCGGGUAACAGAUAAAUGACUUGCAUGAUUUAAAGCCUCCUAUUUUCAUCUCAGCCCCCAUCCAUUGGACAGAGCUCUGAUUAUCGUAGCUCAGUUGUUUGCCAAAAUGAAGUGACUGGAAAGACGCAGUUGGAUCAAUCUGUGAUAACGAUGCAGCCUACAGCCCCAAUGGAAUGAGACUGAAUAACAGUGAAUAUGAGAGGUGUGUGUGUGUGUGUGUGUGUGUGUGGAGGGGGGUUCACACAAAGCAUCCUACAAUAUUAGACAUUCAGUGCGCUACAUGAUUCCUUUCAGUCCAAGAAAAAUAGGAAAUGAAAAAGAGGAGGAGAUUCUCAGACUAUAAAAAUCCUGGAUUAAUGGUUAAAGUAAUAUCAAUAACUAAAAAACUGUGAGUCCAUACAUUUGCUGCUGGUGCUCCAUGAAUCCAAACCCACUAUACAAUUCAGUGACACUGAUGCUACUGUUGACCAGUAAUAGUAUUACAAAGGUGUCUCGCUCAAAAUCUGCUUAACCAUCGAAGUAAGGAAGGUCAAAUAUUUACACCUACUCCAGUUUAAAUAUAUUAAGCUACUCUGUGACCAGGUUACGCUUUUAUUGAGUCAAGGGCAUUCAAAUCCCAAUAACUGAGUUCAUACUGUAGAUUUGUUUACUUUAAAGAGCUCUAAAUCAUGUGCGUUU
Messenger RNA from Siniperca chuatsi (mandarin fish), 4347 nucleotides. RefSeq lists its product as uncharacterized. The record is from RefSeq and is a predicted model, not a curated record. The transcript is spliced from 10 exons. The coding region runs from base 692 to 2356 and encodes 554 amino acids. NCBI's taxonomy places the organism in Eukaryota, Metazoa, Chordata, Actinopteri, Centrarchiformes, Sinipercidae.